Molecule: messenger RNA, 2903 nt
Organism: Ipomoea nil (Japanese morning glory)
Lineage: Eukaryota; Viridiplantae; Streptophyta; Magnoliopsida; Solanales; Convolvulaceae
Product: receptor-like kinase TMK4
Exons: 2
Coding region: 32-2644 (870 amino acids)
Biological process (GO): protein phosphorylation
Molecular function (GO): protein binding; protein kinase activity; ATP binding
Source: RefSeq, a predicted model, not a curated record
AACUGCCAACAUUCUUUUUCCACCACGCAGAAUGACCUACCACCAGAAAUGUCUAUUCCUUUACCGCUUACUACUCUCUCUCAGCUUCCUCUCUCUUUCGUUUUCCGACGACGCCACAGUCAUGUCCAAGCUCUUCGCCGGCAUAUCACAGCCGCCCUCCGGAUGGUCCAUCUCCAAAGACCACUGUACAUGGAAAAAUGUUCAAUGCGAUAAGUCCACCGGCAGCGUAGUCUCCAUCAACCUCGACUACCAGUCCAUUUCCGGCACACUCCCUUCGGAGCUCACACAGCUCGCGUCCCUUCGAUCACUUUCUCUCCGGGGUAACUUCCUCUCUGGGUCUUUGCCGUCUUUCGCAAACAUGUCCAACCUUGAAGAACUCUACUUAGACAACAACAAAUUCAGCUCAAUCCCCAGUGGUUUCCUCUUGGGUGUUCCUAAUUUACAGACUUUCAACAUUUCUGAGAAUGGAAAUCUCGGCCCAUGGCAGAUUCCAAGUUAUUUGAUUGAAAGCACAAACUUGAAUGUUUUCCAUGCGAGCAACGCCAGUAUCACGGGAGCCAUUCCGAAUUUCUUCGAUUCUUUCCCGACUCUUCAGAACCUGAGAUUAUCCUACAAUAACCUCACAGGACCUCUUCCCUGGUCGAUUGGGAGGUCCAAGAUACAGAAUUUUUGGCUAGAUAACCAAUUUCAGGGGCUCUCCGGGACUAUUGAUGUGAUUUCCUCAAUGACCCGGCUCUCCCAAGUAUGGCUUCAAGCGAAUGCCUUCACAGGUCCAAUCCCUGACCUUUCCAAAUGCGUAAAUCUAUUCGAUUUGCAGCUCGGAGACAACCAACUUACCGGGGUUGUACCAGUUUCAUUAACUGGUCUUCCAAAUUUGGAGAACAUUAGGCUUCAGAACAACAAAUUGCUGGGUCCUAUGCCUCUGUUUGGCAAUAAGGUGAAGGUCAUUCUUGGGGAUACUAAUAGUUUCUGUAAGGAUACACCUGGGCCUUGUGAUCCACAGGUCACUGCGCUUCUUGCCUUUGCUGGUGGUCUUGGAUAUCCAAUCACGCUUGCCCAAUCUUGGAAAGGGAAUGAUGCAUGCCAGAACUGGGCAUUUAUCACUUGUGAUCCGCAGGGGAAGAAUGUGACUACUGUGAAUCUUGGAAAUCAGCGUUUCUCAGGUACUAUUUCACCAGCUUUUUCUCAAUUGACUUCAUUGAGGAACCUGUAUUUGAAUGAUAAUAAUCUUACCGGUCCAAUUCCGGUGAGCUUGACUACUUUGCCUCAUCUUCAAGUCCUUGACGUUUCUAAUAACAAUUUGUCUCCCCCUCUACCCUCCUUUCCACCUGCUGUAAACAUUUCUUUUGGCGGUAAUUUAUUACUUGAAAAGACUGUGGCUACCGGUAGAGGAUCACCAGGUUCAGGUCAGACUGAAAAUGGGUCCUCCAUGUCAGCCAGAAUGUUUGUUGUUGUGGUUAUAGUUGUUGUUAUUGUUGUUCUAGUUGUGCUGUUUGUGUUUUACAAGUGUUACAUGAAGCGGGAGCAUAAGAGAUUUGGAAGGGCUAAGAGUCCUGAGAAGAUCAAGAGCACUCAGAUGUUGAAGACUAAUGAAAUAAUGGGCACUGCUAUUAAAAUCCAAGUUCUUGAAAAAGCCACAAACUUUUUCAGUGAAGAGAGCGUGUUGGGGAGUGGAGGAUACGGAGUGGUUUACCUAGGUAAACUAGACAAUGGAACAAAGGUUGCCGUGAAGAAGAUGAAGGAUGGGGCAACGCAUACUAAAGGAAUGAAUGAGUUUCAAGCAGAAAUUGCAUUUCUAAGUAAAGUUCGGCAUAAGAAUUUGGUUGCACUGGUCGGUUAUUGUAUCAAUGACCACAAGAUGCUAUUGGUGUACGAGUAUAUGUCACAUGGUACAUUGGGUCAUCAUUUAUUUGAAUGGAAGAAGCAUGGCUUUGAUCCUCUAACAUGGAAGCAAAGGGUGACAAUUGCGUGGGACGUGGCUAGAGGAAUUGAGUAUCUUCAUAGCUUGACUCAUCAAAGUUUCAUUCAUAGAGACAUAAAGUCCUCAAAUAUUCUUCUUAAUGAUGACAUAAGGGCUAAGGUUGCAGAUUUUGGAUUGGUCAAAAAAGCUCCGGAUGAUAAAUCUUUCGUUGAGACACGAGUUGCUGGGACAUUUGGUUAUCUUGCACCAGAGUAUGCUACAACAGGGCGAGUAACAAAAAAAGUAGAUGUUUAUGCAUUCGGAGUUGUUUUAAUGGAGAUAAUCACCGGUAAAAAGGCAGUAGAUGAGACUUUACCUGAUGAGACGUGUCAUUUAGUCACAUGGUUUCACAAGAUUAUUAGAAAAAGUCACAACCUUCAGAAGGCUAUUGACCCAACUCUUGAUCCUGAUGAACAAACAUUUGAAAGCAUUUCUAAGGUUGCAGAGUUGGCAGCUCACUGCACUACUAAUAAAUAUUAUCGUCGACCAAACAUGGAACAUGUUGUUAAUGUUCUUGGUCCCUUUGCACAUAAUUGGAGGUCAUUGAGACCGGAAGAAAUAGUUGAAAAGUUUGGUGGUUUUGACCUCAACAUGAGCCUUCCUCUUGUGUUUGAUGAUUCAUCUAUUGAAAGUUUGUCAUUCACAAAUGCUCAACACCGCCUCAAUCAGAGUGCACAAUUUUAAUUUUUAAGAUCAUUAUAUUUUUAUACAUUAAUAUUUGUAGUAUGUUAUUCUCCGUAGUAUUUUAUGUACUAUGACCUUGAUUAUGAUAUAUAAUAGAUAAUGUAGUGUUUGCCUAUGUGUAGUUGGUUGAGUCUAUUUCGUAUUUGUUGUUGUGGUUAUAUAUUAACUUAUUACCUCAAGUUUAGUAGGUUGUUAGCUUCACCUUUGUAGUAUAAAUACUUUCAUUGUGUAAUGUAAAUUCAUCAAUUCUUCACCUCUC